GUCACAGAAUAUCGAGGCGAAUGAUGCAGAGUUUACCAUCCCGUGUUGCUGAGCUUAAACUGGCGGAUGUUGGCUAAAAACUCGCCUGUGAAACAUUCUUAUUUAUAAAUUGUUCGACUAGCAACUCUUUCAGAUGUUACUCAAAUGAUUUUUCUUUUGGAUUUUGAACUUAGACCCUUUCUGGGUCAUUCGAGUUCUUACAGCUAACUGACAUUUGGACAAGUGUGCGGAUAAUUAGCAAGAUUAAGAAUGCAUCCUAUUUGUUGGAGCUUGGCAGUUGUACCCAUCAUUUUGCAGCUGCAUUUUGCUACAACAGCUUUUUAUCAAGGUAACGGGGACAUACAGAAUGAGUACAUACGGACGGGCAACAACGCUACGCUGUACUGCCAGCCUGCAUCAGACGUCGAUAAUGUCAACCGCUUGGUAUGGUAUAAAGAAGAUAAAAAGAUAAUUGAAGUUGUCAACGGUCAUAGGACGUUGUGGGAAGCUGGCACUCACGUCUCCCUUCAGCCCCAUAACAAUGCCCUGUACUUCCGAAGAGUUACUUAUCAAGACAGCGGAGAAUAUUACUGUGAAGUGAAUAACAAGAGAACUCGGAAUUCCCUCGCUCGAUUACUCGUUCAAG
Messenger RNA from Stegodyphus dumicola, 625 nucleotides. It is a transcript of the gene Ptp99A, whose product is annotated as Protein tyrosine phosphatase 99A. Gene Ontology annotation, molecular function: protein tyrosine phosphatase activity; protein binding. NCBI's taxonomy places the organism in Eukaryota, Metazoa, Arthropoda, Arachnida, Araneae, Eresidae. Gene Ontology annotation, biological process: protein dephosphorylation. The record is from RefSeq and is a predicted model, not a curated record.